CAAUUUGUCUUAUGUAUCUGCUUAAUGUGAGAAUUUGUUAAGAAAAUUUUACUUUCAAUUUGAAUUUUAUCGGUUUAUUGAUUUUCGGUUUCGGGUUUGGUUUGGUUCGGUUUGAAGAAACAAAUCCCAUACGCAUUAGCAACGGCUAUUUCUUUUGUCUCUAACCAAACUAUCAAAAUUUGGGAUUAGACGAGAAACAAGAAAACAGAAAUUGCGGUAAUGACUCUUCUUCAUCUGACAUCAUCGCAUCUCAAUGGGUUUCAUUUUCUUAAUCCACAACAAAGUUCGAAACUUUCAUCAAUAUCUCGAUUCUCUGUGUCGAUUUCACAUCGAAACCAGUUCCAAAGUUUGGUUAUUUGUGCAAAGAAGAGGAAAAAAAGAGUUGGGUAUCGAAGAAUCACGAGGUUUUUGUUCAAUUCAAUGUCUUUACUGCCACCUAAUCUCCAGAUUUUAACACAGCCGUUGGAUCUUGUUAUUGCUGAUUUGGGCGGCGUAGAUGGAGGAGGAGGAAGAGGAGGAGGGUUAGGAUUUUGGAGAGGAUGGGGAAGAUUUGAUGGAUGGAGAAGGAAAAAGAACAGAGUACCAGUUUUGGUUUUUGUUUGUGUGAUUCUAUGGAUUUAUGGUUUCUGCAAAAUCUCUGGGAUAGAGAUUAAGAGUGAAUUGGUUUUGAAACUUUUGGGGCUUUGUUUCUUUGGUGUCACUAUGGUUAGAGAGUUGAAGAGAGAGGCUAGAUUUUUGGUUUUUGGGUUUCUCUGUUUUGUUGCUUCAUUGGUUUUUGGAUUCAAGAAAGAGCAUUUGGUGAAAUUAGCUUGGAGAGUUAGAUCUUCUUCUUCUUCAGUUCUUCUUUGUAGAAGGAGAAGUCGUAGAAGAGUUUGAUUAGAGAGGAAGAUUAUUGAUUCUGCUG
This is a messenger RNA of Arabidopsis lyrata subsp. lyrata, 904 nucleotides long. RefSeq lists its product as uncharacterized. The coding region runs from base 220 to 876 and encodes 218 amino acids. The record is from RefSeq and is a predicted model, not a curated record. NCBI's taxonomy places the organism in Eukaryota, Viridiplantae, Streptophyta, Magnoliopsida, Brassicales, Brassicaceae. The transcript has a single exon.